Phoenix dactylifera (date palm) is the source of this 1392-nucleotide messenger RNA. RefSeq lists its product as uncharacterized. The record is from RefSeq and is a predicted model, not a curated record. NCBI's taxonomy places the organism in Eukaryota, Viridiplantae, Streptophyta, Magnoliopsida, Arecales, Arecaceae.
UUCCGGCACUCGUGCCCUAUUUUUUUACAGCUUCCCUGAAAUGCCCAUCCCCCUUCCCCGUCCUUAAGAGAACGGAAACGCUGGAGCUCUCCGCUAAUUCUCUUCCCCUUUGUUUCCGUCUUCGCCCACCGGCGGUUUUCUCAACCCUUGUCUGCUUCUUGUCUUCGAUCUCUCACAGUCUCACCUCUAGAACGCCAGAACAAAGGCCGGAUCCAUACACCUCCAGGCCGGCCGGUGCAUGGUUUUUCCGCCGGCGGAGGGGUAUUCCAUGGCGACGGCGGCGGGUGCGCGCGAGAAGCCCCAGUCCUCCCACCUCCUCCACCACUUCUCCUUCCCGAACUUGAAGAGAUGGGGCAACCAGCGGAUGCUCCGCUGCGCCAACGUCAACCGCAAAGGCGAGAUCAUCGGCGGCGAUCGGAGGCCUGCGCCGCCGGCUGCAGCCGGCGAACGGAGAGCUCUUCCUUCCUUUGCGCGGAUCCGAGGGCCGGAUGAGGACGCCGAGGGCGGCGGCGACGACGACGACGACGACGACGACGACGACGAUGACGGAGGGCUCGAGGAGCUCAGGGAGAAGCUCAUGGGCCAUCUCCGCGAGGCAGCAGACCGGAUGAAGAUCGGCGUGCCGCCGCCUUUCUUGGCAGGAGAGCCGGCGAAGGAUGUGCCGGCGCCGGCGCCGGCGAGGGUGCCGGAGGCAGGGGCCUUAUCGUCCGCGGCGGAAGCGGCGAGACCGUGGAAUCUGCGGACGAGGAGGGCGGCAUGCAAGGGUCCAAUCGGGACCGGUGGGCGGCACCCGAGCCCUAAACAUGCUCCGGCGCCGGCGUCGCCGGAGAGAGGUGGUCGGGAGAGGACGGUCCGUCUUAGAUCGAAGAGCGCGGAAACGAGUGAGCGGCCCAAGUUCUCGGUUGCGCUCACGCGGGAGGAGAUCGAGGAGGACAUCUACGCGCUGACGGGAUCCAGACCUCGCCGGCGGCCGAAGAAGAGGCCUAGGACCAUACAGAAACAGUUGGAUUCGGUCUUUCCCGGCUUGUGGCUCUCCGAGAUCACUGUUGACUCGUACAAGGUUCCUGAUGAUUAACCCCAAGGACGGUGGCGCGGUUAGGUUCACCUGCGGUCAGCAAAUAGCAAACACCCUCCUCGCCCAGUCCUUUCUCUCACUUGUAAAAAUUGUGGAUUAAAUCUAUCCUAAUGGCUUUUUUUUUUAAGAAAAAAAGUCUUUUCAUGGUUCAUGGAGAUAGAGACAGUUGUAUUUGAUUGGUUUAGCAUGUUGUUAUGUGUUCGUGUUAGCUUAGCUUGAACCCUAGCUAUCUUGUGGGGCCUUUUCUUUUCUACUGUAUUUGGAUUAAACAGCUUUAUAUUAUCAAUGGAAUUGAAUGAGUUUGUUUUGAGAGUUUA